UAUAAAAUAACGUGCACCAAAUAAAAUUAAACCAGUGUUUAAAAAUUCUCAAACAUCGCCAGUUUCCGAAUUAUUUGUGUAAUUCUGAUGAGAUACAGAUUUUUAAAAAAUUCAAAAUGAAGUUAUCGUGUUUUUUACUGUUACUUUUUAUAGAAAUUUAUCAUACUAAACAUAUUUCUUCCACUGGAAACGCUAUAAGUAUAUCAUUGGAAAGGAAACCGUUAACAUGGGAAAAGUUAGCUUCAGCUGUGAAAGAGACGGUAGCAUUCCACACAGAAGAGAUGAUCGAUGAAUGGGGUAUUCCACUUCAAAACGAACGAGGGGGUGUGGGGUAUCUCGCUCAAGUUUCAAUCGGAACACCACCUCAAGAAUUUGCAAUGGAUUUGGAUACAGGUUCGCCGCAGUUAUGGGUAGUUUCAAAACGCUGCAACUCGUACAAUUGCGUACAAAAUACACAUCACUUUUACUACCAUGAAAACUCGACAUCAUACAAACCUCCAUCAAAACCCAAAUGCUGGUAUUUCAUACGAUAUGGAAAGGGGGAAGUACAAGGAAAUUGUUCAAUUGAUACGGUUUCAAUUGGUGGUGUUGCACUGAACAACACAGAAUUUCUAGAAGUCACCUAUAUUUCCCAAGACUAUCCAGAAGGUACAAAUGAAGGUCUCCUUGGAUUAGUUUACGACUCCAUUAAUCAAUCGGACAUCAUAUCACAAAUAUGCAGAGUAAAGAAACAAGACAGUAAAUUUUCCUUCUAUUUCAACAAGAAUAUUUCUGACACAUAUGGUGGUGAAUUAACAUUAUGCGGAAUAGAUGAAUCCAAGUUUAAUGGCCCAUUGCAUUAUGUCAAUGAGACACAACCAUUUGGUCAAUGGAUAAUUCCAUUUAAUGGCAUUUCAUUGCCAAAUGGUAAAAAUCUACUAGGAGAUCUAAAUUCAGAGAAUGCUCUUAUUGACACUGGUACAUCCGUCAUUGGAGGGCCAAGCAAGUACAUUGAUGCUAUUACUGAAGCUGCUAAUGCAACUUUGACUCGCGGUGCACGACUGGUCAACUGCAGUACCAUUGAUAAAUUACCAACCAUAACAAUCACAAUUGAAAAGAGAGAAUACACGUUCAAAGGAGAAGACUACAUAUACAAGCUUAACCUUAAUGAUGGAUCUGAAACUAAAUGUUUGCUCACAUUUAGUCCGAUACGAGGCAAUAAAAGGUAUUCAUGGAUUUUUGGCGAUAGUUUCCUGCGAAAGUAUUACUCCGUAUUUGACUUGAAAAAUCACAGAAUUGGAUUCGCUGAAAGUAUACAUUCACCUAAGGCAAAUUGAGCAAUCACACAAAUUAAAGACCAAUGUGGAUACCAAUAAGUAUAUGGUCUGUACAACUAUAACUUCAGAUCAGACUUACUUUUGUACAGAUCACUUUUUUUCACAACUCCCAAUUUCUUCUACAAAUAAGUAUGUAUGUACCUAAUAUUGAAACUUUUGUUUUGUAUAAGUAGGUAUGCUGAGAAUUCUAAUUUUUAUUAGGCAUCACUAUCAAUUUCUAAUAAUAUAGUUUGUUUAAAUAUUUUUGAAUGGGCUCAACUUGCAAGUUGAGCUAAAUCUUUCUCUGUUAUUAACAGAUUUUUUACCUGUUGAACGAAUAAUAUAUCCUUAAGAUUUUAAGGUGUUUUGGGCAAAUUAUUAAGGAAAUCCUUCUUUUUAUUUUAUAAGUAACAUAAUUUAUAGAAAUAAGUUAUUUUUGCACUCUGUUACAAAUAUAGCUACAUAUUUUUUCAUAACUUCAUGAAUUUGGAGCACUUUUGGUAUGCUUAAGGGAAUCUUUUUUCAUUUUAAAACAUUUAACUACCUAUGUAAUACUUCCACUCUUUUAAAAAAGUAGUACUCAGUGACAAACAUUGGAUUAACCACAGAGUUCUUUCUCGUACCUGGGCAGUCGAUCUCCAAAAUAUUUAAUAGGUAUCGAGAUGGUGAAAAUAUGUGUCAUAAUUCAUAAAUGUAUAGAAAUUUAUUUAUCUGAAUUUUUUGUUUUAAAUAGGUAAUCCUUUUCUUGGCAAUUGGCUUUGUAGUUUUUUUCAACACUGGUUAUAAAUCCAUCAUCAAACAUAAUGAAAUUAUUACCAACUAUAAUAAAACAAUAUGUACUAUGUAGUAAAUAUUUUUCGAUGAUUGAUUUGAAUAAAAAUGAUACUUCCACAUCCACAUUCUUAAAAACCAAUAGGCUCAUUAUUUUACGCAUCAACAAAACCUUCACCACCAUGCUGAGAGGUGAUCCUCAAGUAAAAACCUUUGUGCCAUUUUCUAAUAUACCUUAGCCACACUCUCUCCUUGGGCGUACUAUUUCAUUGGAGUAUACCUACACAAUUAACAACUUAAUGAUUGUGGUGCCCAUGGCAUCUGCAAAUUAAGUGAUUAUGGAAGACAAAAGUGUCAUUAUGAUUUCUUUCUCGAAAUUCAUGUGGUGUGUCGAAACUUAUUUUUUUGGACCGUUCACAGACAAGAACCCUUCCAGAUUAACCCUUCUAGAUUAAGUAAAUGGAGUAAGAAAUUUUUAUUUUUUAGUGAUUAACAUUAAGAAAAUAUUUAUUUCACUGGCUGAAUGUUGUAUUAGGAGAGACUGGGAUUGUUUGAAAACUUUUUAUUUUUAAUUAAAUUAGUAUGGUAGCCUUUGUUGGAUCAAAGUUUUGGGCACAUUUUGACUAUAAAUCAUCUUUCAAAAAAUAAUAUUUUCACUAUGAAAAAUUAAUUUGUCUAAAAUGGUCAUUUUUGUCAAACUAUCAAAAUUUCAGGGAUAGUUUGGACAGGUGGCAACUUACUUUUUGACCCCUAAAUGAAUAUUUUUCAAAACAAUGAAUGGAACAGUUCAAAGUAUGUACUUGACUUUAGCUACAUUUUGGUCAUAAGAUAGGUACAUUUUUCUGAAGCUGAAAAAAAUACAUAUCUACAUAAUAUAUACACCAUAUGUAUAGGUAAUGUGUUUCUAUGUCAUUUGAUUUUUGUGAUUUUUUGUAUACUUAUAAUUAUUGAGUUUUAUAGUAGGUAAAUUAUUGCAAGUAUAAUUUGUUAAUGAAUUGAACUGAUGAGUCUCCUUUGUCAUUCAAAAUCACUUACCCUCUACUUUUGCAAAUUUGAGGAAACACUGAGAAAGGAUUUUGUAGUAUUAUAUCAAUUUGUAAUUCAUUUUUCAGUUGUAGAAUAUCACUGCAUUGGAGAAAAGUGUUGGCGGAUGUAGGUACACACAAGUCUACUCACCCACCCACAAAAAGCCAACAAAUGUACCUGAUGGAUAAGUAAUUUGUAUGUAGCAAUGCUUCACUGCCAGGUUUUCUAUUCUGUAUCUAAGGACUUUAGGUGUUUUGCUCAUGCUUUCAUGUAGGUAUAUUUUAUAUUGUGUUUAUUCAAUGUUAUACUUCAUUGAGAAUAUAUUUUGAUUUAUUAUGUGGUUAA
This is a messenger RNA of Planococcus citri (citrus mealybug), 3437 nucleotides long. RefSeq names its product aspartic protease 4-like. NCBI's taxonomy places the organism in Eukaryota, Metazoa, Arthropoda, Insecta, Hemiptera, Pseudococcidae. Gene Ontology annotation, molecular function: aspartic-type endopeptidase activity. Gene Ontology annotation, biological process: proteolysis. The transcript is spliced from 9 exons. The coding region runs from base 117 to 1316 and encodes 399 amino acids. The record is from RefSeq and is a predicted model, not a curated record.